CCGCCACCACCACUCAGUACAAGAAGGCCAUUUUUUUGGAAUAUGCAGAUUCAACGUUCACACAAGCAAAACCCAAGCCUGGCUGGAUGGGUCUCUUGGGUCCCACCAUCCAAGCGGAAGUCCAUGACACGGUAGUGGUCACUUUUAAGAACCUGGCUUCCCACCCUUUCAGCAUCCACGCCAUCGGGGUGUCCUACUGGAAGGCCUCAGAGGGGGCAGGUUAUGACGAUCAGACUAGCUCAGCAGAGAAAGAAGAUGAUGCCGUGGGGCCUGGCCAGAACCACACGUACGUGUGGGAAAUCUUUGAAGCCGAUGGGCCAACCGACAGUGACCCCCAGUGUCUGACCUAUGUGUACUCUUCCCGGGUCAACAGCGUCAAGGACACCAACUCUGGCUUGAUUGGGGCGCUGCUAGUUUGCCUGCCAGGAACCCUGGCAAGGGAAGGAAUGCCGAGCCGGUUCCAACAAUUUGUGCUGCUUUUCUCAGUGUUUGAUGAAGGCAAAAGUUGGUACUCUGAAUCCAACACACCAGGAACUACUUGGAGUCAGCUGCACACUAUUAAUGGGUACAUAAAUUCAUCCUUGCCUGAUCUAAAAGUAUGCCAGAAGAAAACAGUCUACUGGCAUGUCAUAGGCAUGGGCACCAGCCCAGAAGUGCACUCCAUUUUCUUUGAGGGCCACACGUUCUUGGUUAGGCAUCACCGGCACGACACUCUGGACAUUUCUCCGUUCACUUUCUUCACUGCAGAGACAAUGCCCAGCACCAAUGGCACAUUUCGAAUGUUCUGCCAAAUACCAUCUCACCAGCAAGCUGGCAUGGAAACCUUCGUCAAGGUGGAAUUCUGUCCAGAGGAGCUUGCAAAGAAGAUGCGGCUGGCAGAACACGCUGCAAAUGAGUUUUAUGACAGCUACGAUGAAGAUGACGAUAUGGAAAGUGUCGUGAUCCACAUGGAUGUGGAGGACUCUGUACCUAGGCUCAAUGCCCGUAGCUUUGCCAAGCAGCAGCCUGUCACCUGGACACAUUAUAUUGCAGCUGAGGAGGUUGAGUGGGACUAUGCCCCAGUCUGGCCCACUUACCUGAACAGUUCUUACACCAGGCAGUUUCUGGAGCGAGACCCCCAGAGGAUUGGCUCCAAAUAUAAGAAAGUGAUCUAUGUGGAAUAUGAGGAUUCGACUUUCAAGAGGCGGAAGACGCCCCAUGAUCCUCAAAUGGGGAUUUUAGGGCCUGUCGUCAAAGGAGAAGUUGGAGAUGAGCUUAAGAUUGUGUUCAGGAAUCUAGCCAGCCGGCCGUACAACAUUUACCCUCAUGGCCUCUCAAGUGUCUCUUCCUAUCAACAAACCAAAGCUGACGAUAUGAAACGCUUGGCCAUUCGACCUGGCCAGGAGGUCAAGUACCGGUGGAAUAUAUUGCCUGAAGAUGGCCCAACCAAAUCUGAUGCCCGCUGCCUAACUCGUUUCUAUUAUAGCUCCCUCAGGCCUACUCGGGACUUAGCCUCUGGACUUAUUGGACCUUUGCUGAUCUGCUCCAGAGAGACCAUGGACCAGCGUGGAAAUCAGAUAAUGUUAGAUGAAGCAAAAUUUGUGCUCUUUUCGGUCUUUGAUGAAAACCGGAGCUGGUACUUGCGGAAGAAUAUCAAUGAGUUCUGUUCUGAUGCUGCCAAUGUCAACCCUCAGGAUCCAGAAUUCUACGCUUCCAACGUCAUGCACAGUAUCAAUGGCUAUGUCUUUGAUAACCUACAUCUGAAGCUUUGCUUAAAUCAAGUGGUAUAUUGGUAUGUCCUCAGCGUGGGUGCCCAAACAGAAUUCCUGUCUGUUUUCUUCUCUGGCAAUAUUUUUAAAUACAACACAGUAUUUGAAGAGACCCUCACACUCUUUCCACACACUGGGGAGACAGUCUUCAUGGUCAUGGAGAAUCCAGGUAUCUGGAUGUUGGGAUGCUUGAACCCUGAAUUUAGAAGAAGAGGAAUGAGAGCCAAAUUCACCAUUUCCAAGUGCACUGAGGACACGAAUACCGAUGAAGACUAUUACAAUGAGUAUAAAGCCAUAGCAGAUUAUUAUGCAACUGAAUACAAUGAAUUACAACCCAGAGGCUUCUCCAAGAAAAAAAGACGGCCAAAGCCAUGCAUAAAGAAGCGUCAGGACAACACCUCUUCUUCAGAAAAUGAAAUGCAGAAGACCAUUGACAACAGGCCUCCAUGCAUUCAAGAACCCUCCCAGCUAAUCGUGUCAAACAGCAUAGAAAAUUCUCUCAGCCCAUUACUGGCUCUAGAAGAACCUCUGUCUUUAGAUGACGUUUAUUCAACUCCUCCCCAAAAGCCCCUCUUUAAGAACUUGCCCGGUGAUACUUUCCCGACAGAUGGACCAUCAGCCAUGCCUGGACAACCUUUCCAAGGUGCUUCUCUUUCAGGUAGCUCACCUGUUGUACAUGAAGAGGCGCGUAAUAACGAGAGCUCAAUAGAGACUGCAGUUACUCUGAAUACUGAGCUUGCUGUCCUCAAAACAAACAAGCCAACUCAAGAAAUUGUAAUAGAUCAAGCGCAACAGGAAAAAAAAAAGAAUAUCCUUUCUCUGGAAAAGAUGGAGGGAUCCUUUGAAGUCCAUGUUACAACUGCUUAUCCAAAGGAGUUGGUUGAUGGGAGAGACUUUGCAGAAAACUUGAACGCAGAAAAAUCCUCUCUUAAAAUUGACAAUAAUUUGUCAGUUCUACAUACAGUGCAUCUGGACUCCGGGUUCUCUGAAAAAGCAUUGCUAGAAGAACUAGGCACCAGUCAAGAAUGGAAUAGUACGACACUGACACCAGACGCUAUGGCAGUGCCAGGAAUUAUGCCAUUUAUGGACGGCAGCAUUUUUUUGAACAUGAGUGGAACUUCAUCAUCGUUGGAGGACUCGCUGGACAAGGCAAUUAUUCAUGACAGGUCAAUGGAGAAUCAAAACACAAAUUCGUCAGCAUUAAAAAAUAGCCCUGGAGCUGAAGACCUUGCAUUGCAGAGCUACAACACAACCUCUCAUGCUUCAAGUAGCUACUCUUCUCAUAAGGCAACUCCCCAAGAAAAUGUACCAUUUGUAACCAGAGAAGCAUUACAAACAGAAAAGACGGUCACUGCAUCACAAGUAGAAGCAUCCUUUACAAUUAUGGGAAAUCAAGGGACUUCUGCACCUCUAAAAGAAGGCUUCCUUCUUGUCAACGGUGUUGCUCACACAGUCUCUCAUGACCAAGACAGUAACUUAAGACCUCUAAGAAAGGGGUUUCAGACUCAGGAGACAGAAACAAUUGCACAACUCAGACUGGACACGGUCACUAGAAGCCCCACUGUUUUGAAUGAACAUGGUUCCUUGUUUGCACAGAAUGAUGUGAUAGCAAAUUCAGAUAGCUCAAUUGACAACCCAAAAGCUACGAACAGGGUUGUAUACACUAGUGAUAUUCUGGACAGUAAUGAUAUUUCAUCUGUGUAUCCGUUCCAUGCUGCCCAAGAAACUGAUGACUUAAUGCUCAAAGAAAGUUUUCCAAAAGCUGUACACAACAGGAAGAAUAUUCCAACUUCCCAUGAAAUACUGGAUAUAUCUGGGGAACAGAAUCUUGUACAAGAAACUCUAAAGAGCUUGUAA
Molecule: messenger RNA, 3605 nt
Organism: Heteronotia binoei (common prickly gecko)
Lineage: Eukaryota; Metazoa; Chordata; Lepidosauria; Squamata; Gekkonidae
Product: coagulation factor VIII-like
Exons: 14
Coding region: 87-3605 (1172 amino acids)
Biological process (GO): iron ion transport
Cellular component (GO): plasma membrane
Molecular function (GO): copper ion binding; oxidoreductase activity
Source: RefSeq, a predicted model, not a curated record